This is a messenger RNA of Solenopsis invicta (red fire ant), 4066 nucleotides long. Its product is annotated as ubiquitin carboxyl-terminal hydrolase Usp2. Lineage: Eukaryota; Metazoa; Arthropoda; Insecta; Hymenoptera; Formicidae. Bases 487 to 3345 code for a protein of 952 amino acids. The record is from RefSeq and is a predicted model, not a curated record. Gene Ontology annotation, biological process: protein deubiquitination. Gene Ontology annotation, molecular function: cysteine-type deubiquitinase activity. The transcript has 9 exons. Gene Ontology annotation, cellular component: cytoplasm.
CGUCUCUGCUCGUGCGCUAUCGCAAGAGGCGAGUGUGUUCCGCGCAUAGAACUUAUAUAUAUAUACUAUAAGUUCUAUGGUUCCGCGCCACUACCGCCACCGUCAGACGUCGCUGGCAGUCGCUUGGUCGCUGGUCACCGACGUCGCCGCUGCCGCCGCCGCCGCCGCCGUCCGCCACUGCUGCUGUCGUCGCCGUCGCGCCGCCGUCGUCGCCGCUGUCGCACGCGCGAAGGAUGCCGAUGACUGUCAACGCGGAAAUCGGCAACCACGUAUCGCCAUUUUGUUCGCGCGUGCAUUGUUGGCGUAUCAGUGCCGAUAAUCUCGCGGUACGACGAGCAUCGAAGUGUGCAUCGCGCCAGGAAGUGUCGACGAAAGGCUGCCGAGAGGAACUCGCCGCACCUUCCCCUUCGUCGUCGCUCUACGUCACCGCCGGCCUCGUCGCACUCGACGGAGAAGCUCGAGGAGAUCGACGACCCGCAGCGCAGCAUGUCGUAUCAUCGUAGCGGACAGGCGGGCGCCGUAGCGGUCUCGUACAGCACCAGCCCGAUGGCACCGCACUCGCCCAGCCGGAGGUACUCGAGCGGCACCAGCAGCGGUAGCACCACCACCUCUGGGAUCGGCAGCACGACAUCCAAGUUCAACGCCUACCGUUCCACCGGCACGUCCUCGCUCCUGGACCGGCCCACCAGCUUCUACACGUCGUCCACGAGCUCGGGCUUGCGCUCCAACUACAUCUCCUCGGAGUACAGGCGGUCCUAUUGCGCGCCAGGAAGCUACUACUCGUCGGCCUCUACCGGCACGAGCGUCCGCAGGAACUACUCAUCGGAGUACAGUCGAUCCAACUGCUCACCCGCAAGGUCAGUCUCGUCGUCGUCGUACGGCGAAACGGGCGGCAGCAGCAGCAGCAGCAGCGGCGUUGCAUUAGCGACAACGAUCGUUAACGGCACCAGCGGCAGCGGUAGUGGCAGAUACGUUUCGCCGACGUCGAGCGCCACGGUCAGCUCCACGUCCUCGAGGGAACGCGGCAGCGUCCCCGACGCGUCCGCCGCGGCCGCCGACAUUAUCAGCAAGUACUCGCCAGCCGGCUACGUGCCCAGUAUUCAACGUCAACAACAGGCAGCGAGCGGUGGCAGCGCGCAUCACUGGAGGCACCGUUCGUCGACGUCGUCCGUGAGCGAGUUGUUCGGCGGUGACGAGCGCGAGGUCGAGCGCAAGGAUCUCCGUCUGGAGUCCUCGCUAUCCUCGCCCUCCUCCUCCUCUUCCUCGUCCGCGCCCACCGCGGCCGGUCUAUGGUCCAAGUCCGGCAAGAGAAGACCACCUACGAACAGCACGACGGUGCUCACCACCGUCGGACAUGCGCGCACGCCGGAGUCUCUCGUCGAGGUAACAUCCAUCGUCGACGAUCACGUUAUCCGUAAACUGAACAACGACGACGGCGACGACGACGACGAAAACGACGACAUCAGGGACAACGACGACGACGACGACGUCGACGAUCGGCAUAACAACAACGGCAACAAUACGAGGCGUGACGGCAACGACGAGGAUAUUGUUUGUGGAUACGGUGUUAACAACAACGACGACGAGCGCGACGACGACAACGACGUGGACGAAAACGGCGACGGGGACGAGGACAGAAACGGCGACGACGCGAACGACGACGAUAAUCUCAACAAUUGUCAUCACCGCUUCCACCAGCAGCGUCGCCACCGGCCAGACAAGGUCUCGCCCGCUAAGCAUAAAGUUCUCUCACCCGUUGCUACCGCUGGUGGUGGUAGUGGUUUGAUCGGUGUUAGUAGCCUUGACCUGUUGACUAACCUCGCUACUAAUCCUCGUAACACCGAGCUGCUGAUCAAUAACAACGCUCAGAACAAGGUGACAGGUGGGAAGGAAGAGGCCGACAUUGCGACGAGCGACGACGAGGUAACGCGCGGCACCGACAAUGUCACGUCGAUUGUCACAUUUCUGCAACGCGAUCGCAUCAACGAUCGCGACAUUCCCGAAGAUGGCGAGGAAGAGAACCACGUGUCUAGCAGCACACCGGACGAGAGCGGCUUUGGCGGAACGAUUGACAGCGUUGCGGGUAGGCCAUCCAUCACGCACGGCGACGACCCGUCCGUCCCGUCGACGUCGAGGAGAAUGGAUCAGCCCGGUAUCUUCUCUUCGAGUACCGCGAGCGGCAAUCUGACUUCGUCGCCGACGAAUCCAUCCACGGCGCAUCAAAGUAUCUAUCGCGGAGUCAACGAGCAAUACGAAGGGAGCCCGACUAACAGGUCGGCGCGUAGCCGUCUGCAAGCUUUACGCGAUGAACGAUGUGGUCUGAACGGCUUACGGAAUAUUGGAAAUACAUGUUUUAUGAACAGCGUGAUUCAAUGCUUGAGCAACACGAGACCUCUGUUAGAGUAUCUGCUGAACGAACAAUAUUUAGCCGACAUAAAUACUACGACAUCCAGCAUGAAAGGCGCCCUGAUCAAAGCGUUCAGCCAAGUGAUUCACGAAUUGUGGGAGGUGGGCGGUGAUCAUGUGGUGAACACGACCGCACUCAAGUCUCAGAUACAGAGAUUCGCGCCGCGUUUCAUGGGCUACAGUCAACAGGACGCUCAAGAGUUUCUCAGAUACUUACUGGAGGGUUUGCACGAGGAUGUCAACAGAGUCACCACAAAGCUACCACCCAUACAUGGUGACAUACCUGACAGUUACACGGAUAUGCAAAAAGCGGUGGAGAGUUGGAAACGGUAUCUUCGCAGCGAAGACAGUACGAUAGUCGAUGUUUUCGUCGGACAGUUACGUUCGUCUUUACGUUGCACUUCCUGCGACCACGUGUCGGUCACCCUCGAUCCGUUCUGGGAUCUGAGCUUGCCAAUACCAGCUAGAAGUGGCACGGUAAAGCUGAGCCAAUGCUUGGAGCACUUCACUCGAGAGGAGGUGUUGGACGGCGACGAAAAACCAACAUGUUCCAAAUGUCAGAUGAGAAGAAAGUGCACCAAAAGCUUCAGCAUACAGAAAUUUCCGAAAAUUUUGGUUAUUCAUUUGAAACGUUUCUCUCCAAUGGAGCGCUUUCGCGGCAAGCUUAACGUGAUGGUGGACUUUCCAUUGACGGGUUUGGAUCUCAGUGCCUUUGCCGCCCCGAGAGUUCCGGGCUGCACGUACAAUCUAUACGGGGUCGCCAAUCACUCGGGCACCACGUAUUCCGGUCACUACACCGCAUAUUGCAAGCAUCCGUACUCGGGGGAAUGGCAUGAGUAUAACGACAGCCGAGUGUCAGUCGUGUCAUCACGAUCGGUCGUUUCCAGUGAAGCCUACGUACUGUUUUACGAACAACAGUCUCAUAGUUCUCACUUGUAACCUUACGCCAUACCUAGAGAGUAAACAACCAUCUUGCCUCUCUCGAUACCUCAGCUCAGCCUAGUAAAACUCUGUCUUCUGAUGUAUUGAAAAGCGACUAAACACUGAAAGAAACUAGAGGAGGGGAUCGUUUCAUGACCCAUCCUCCUAGGUGAGUCCAAUGUGACCUUAUUGGCGAUAAUCGUGUCUCUUCCCGCAAAAUACGCGUCUUGACAUAGCGUGGCAUAUGCCCCUUCAUAAAGAGAUUACGCAUACGUAAAUCGACAUAAUUGAUUAAACGUAAUUAAUAUGUACACGUGCUUUCAGAGUGGAAAAUUAUUUCCGCGAAUCAUGUUUGAUCUAUAUGAAAAUUAUUUUUUUACGUAAUGUUUUUGCGAGACCUAAUUUUUAUAUGUUGUAAUCGUAUUUAAAAUAGAAGACGAUCUAUUUCUUUAUUAUUUGAAAUGUACAUUGGGAAUGUUUUUAUCUAGAAGAGAAUACGAAGGUACGGGGUCGCCAAAGAUCACACACACGCAAUUGCUUCAGAUGUCUAGUUACUUUUGAAUAGACAAGUAGUAACACAUCUCUCUGUCUCUUUCUCUCACACUUCAUUGAACACAUGGCGACAUACAGCUAUUUACUUUUGUAAAAUAUUUUGUUUAAUAUAUAUAAUCACAGUCAAGAGUUAUUUAUUAUAAUUUAUGAAAAGAGAAAAUAAAAUAAUAUAUUCGAUAUUGACACA